CAACUCAUCCUCCACCACCUCAUUGUCCAGCAUCUCCCCCAAGAAGGGCCUGUCCGACUGGGCCGUUCCCCAGGCCGCACGCCUCAAGCACCGCCAGCAGUUCAACAGCCUGGACAAACUGAUGUCGGGGUACCUGUCAGGACCUCAGGUUAGGAAUGCACUGACUGCUUCAAACCUCACUCAGACACAGCUCGCCACCAUCUGGAAUCUGGCCGAUGUGGACCAGGAUGGGCAGCUCCAGGCUGAUGAGUUUAUUCUGGCCAUGCACUUAGUGGACCUGGCCAAGACCGGCCAGCCUCUGCCACUCUCACUACCACUUGAACUAGUGCCCCCCUCCUUCAGGUCCCUGAGUAGGAGCAGUGAGAUGGUAAAUGGAACGGGUCCUCCUCUCUGCCCUGGAACAGUUGAUCUCCUUGAGUCAGAGCAGUCACAGAAGACCAAAAAUAACGCGGUGUCGUUCGAGGACAAGCUGAAGGCCAACUUCCAGCGGGGCAGUGCGGAGCUGGAGAAGCGCAGGCUGGCCCUGCAGGAGGAGAGGAGGCGCGAGGAGGCGCGCAGGGAGGAGGUGCGCAAGGAGGAGGAGCGGCAGCGGCAGAUGCGGGAGGCGCGCCACCAGGAGGCGCUGCGGGCGCAGGAGCAGGAGAGGAGGCUGCAGAGGCAGAGGGAGCUGGAGCGCCAGAGAGAGGAGGAGAAGCGCAGGGAGCAGGAGAGGAUGGAGGCGGAGCGUGUGGAGCUGCAGAGGAGGAGGCAGCAGGAGCAGGAGGAGAUCAGCCAUCUGCGAGCUCGCAGGAGGAGCCUGCAGCUGGAACUGGAGGCUGUGGGCAACAAGCACAAGCAGAUCUCCGACUGUCUCCGCGACGCCCGGAGCAAGAGGCAGGUCCAGAAGGCGGAGCUGGACCUUGUCAAUCAGAGGAGAGAUGGGAAGAUUGCCGAGAUCAGCUCCCUGCAGAUUCAGCUGGAGGACUUCCAGAAACAGCUGUCACAGCUGGUCCCAGAACAGCUCAAGCUGAAGGAGAGGCUGAGGACCGUUGGCCUGAAUAACUCCACCUCUUCAACGAUGACCUCGAUGAAGAACAGUGUGUGUGUGAGGCAGCUGGGCUGCAGGAAGCUGAAGGAGCAGCUGGACGCACUGGAGAGAGAGACCACGGCCAAGCUCUCCGAGAUGGACCAGCACAGCAGAGACCUCAAGUUCGUAGAGAUGGAUGACACUGUGCUUCAAGGUCUGCUCUCUUUGCUGGGCUGCCUUACCAAUCUCUUCUACCUAAUGAAGGACUUGCGAGAGAAACGGACCAAGCAGCAGUCCGUUCUGGAUGGACUGAAGCGGAUGAAAGAGGAGAAAGUGAAAGAGCUGCAGAGACAAAGAAAAGAGAAGGAGGAGCAGAAGAAGAAAGAGGAGGAAGAGGCUGCGAGGCGUGCCCAGCUGGAGCUGGAGCUCCAGAGAGCGGAGGAGGAGAGGCAGCGGCAGCUACAGCAGGAGAGGGAGGCUCAGCUCCGGGAGCAGGAGCAACUCGAGGCCCAGGCUCGCCUGCAGCAGGCCCAGGAGCAGGCCCAGGAGGAGGAGCGCAGCAGGAGGAGAGAGAGGGAGGAGCAGGAGAGGAGGCGAGCCGAGGAGGAGCAGGAGAAGAGGAGGAAAGAGGAGGAGGAGGAGGGGGGAGUGGAGGCGGUCGCUCGGCAACCAGACGUGCUGCUGCUAGGGAGUGGAGUGACGGAGGACCUUCAGGCUCAGCUCUCCGCUCUGUUCAGAGGGGUAGAGGACAACACAGAGGUAAAGCCACCUCCAAGGAAGUGCACCUUUCUGACACCAUAUCGGGCGCUGUAUCCAUUUGCUGCUCGCAACGCAGAUGAGCUGACUCUGGAGGCUGGUGGAAUAGUGGAGGUGAAUGAGGGGACUGUCGGAGAGCCCGGCUGGUUCUAUGGCAGCUGCCAGGGCAGGCUGGGCUGGUUCCCACAGAGCUACGUGGAGAAAUGUCCCCCAGUGGACACAACAGACUCCCCCUUAAACGCCAACCACACUGGGGCUACGGAGUCGGUCAGAUCGGGUAGCCAGAGCACAGGGAGUCUGGCCCAAGAGAGUGCCCAGCCUCCAGGCCUUGUCUCUGGGUUAGAGGAGGCCCAGAUCUCUGCCUUCUCCUCCAGCCUGUCCAACCCACCUGGAGCCGCUCACACACAGCCUGAGCAGGUCAAGGCGCUGUGCUCGUGGACGGCCAAGGCCGAGGGCCACCUCAGCUUCGCACAGGGUGACCUCAUCACGGUUCUGCAGCGUCAGGAGAACUGGUGGCUCGGAGAACUCAACGGAACCCAGGGCUGGUUCCCCAAGACGUACGCAGGCAUGGCAGUAGAGGGCGAGGCGACACCAGAACCGCUUUAUUCCGCUGUGGAUGAUUCUGAUACUUCUGAUGUCUGCCAUCUUGAAGAGUUUGUGGCCCUGUACACAUACGAGAGUCCGGAAGUGGGCGACCUGGCGUUCAGCGUGGGGGACACCAUCCUGGUGACAGAGAGGGAGGGCGAGUGGUGGAGGGGCUGCAUCGGAGACCACACAGGGGUCUUCCCCUCCAACUAUGUCAAGCCCCGAGAGUCCAGCGCGUCAAAACCUGGAGCUACCAGCAAGAAGCCAGAGAUUGUGCAGGUGACCACACCCUCCGUUGCCACGACAGCAGAACAGCUGAGUCUGACUGCGGGUCAGCUCAUUCUGGUGCUGGCUAAGAACUCUUCCGGCUGGUGGCUCGGGGAACUGCAGGCUCGGGGCAAGAAGCGCCAGAGGGGCUGGUUUCCCUCGGCCAACAUCAAAGUCCUGGGCACCAACAGUGGGAAGUCCACACCAGCGCCACAGCCAAUUUGUCAGGUCAUCGCCAUGUACGACUACAAGGCUGCCAAUGAGGAUGAGAUGAGCUUCUCCAAGGGUCAGCUGAUCAGCGUACUCAACCAGGACAACGCUGACUGGUGGAAAGGAGAGGUCAAUGGGGCCACGGGGCUCUUUCCGACCAACUAUGUCAAAAUGACCACAGAGUCUGACCCGAGCCAGCAAUGGUGUGCAGACCUGAUGAGUCUGGACACCAUGAGCCCCCAGGAGAGGAAGAGACAGGGCUACAUCCACGAGCUCAUCCAGACCGAGGAACGCUAUCUGGAGGACCUGGAGCUGGUGCUGGAGGUGUUCUAUAAGCCCAUGGCUGAGUCUGGCCGCCUCACUGAGGCAGAGAUGGCUACGAUCUUCAUUAACUGGAGAGAGCUUAUCAUGUGCAACACCAAGCUGCUCAAAGCGUUGCGCGUGCGCAAGAAGAUGGGUGGCGAGCGCAUGCCCGUGCAGCUGGUGGGGGACAUCCUGGCGUCGGAGCUGGCCCACAUGCAGGCCUACAUCCGCUUCUGCAGCUGCCAGCUCAACAGCGCCGCCCUGCUGCAGAGCAAGACCGACAACGCGGCUGACUUCAAGGACUUCCUCAAGAAAAUAGCCACUAACUACCGCUGCCGAGGGAUGCCCCUGUCCAGCUUCCUGUUGAAGCCGAUGCAGAGGAUCACCCGCUACCCACUGAUCAUCAAAAACAUCCUGGAGAACACGCCGGAAGGCCAGGCUGACCACGGUCCCCUGCGUGAGGCCCUGGAGCGGGCGGAGGAGCUGUGUCUGCAGGUCAACGAGGGCGUCCGUGAGAAGGAGAACUCUGACCGCCUGGAGUGGACCCAGAGCCACGUGCAGUGUGACGGCAUCAUCGAGCAUCUGGUCUUCAACUCCUUGACCAACUGCCUAGGCCCGCGCAAGCUCCUCCACAGCGGCCGACUCCACAAGACCAAGAGCAACAAGGAGCUGUGGGCCUUCCUCUUCAACGACUUCCUGCUGCUCACCUACACCUCCAAGCCCUUCUCCUCGUCUUCCUCCUCUGCCGCUGACAAGCUCUUCAGCACCAAGUCCAACGCGCAGUACAAGAUGUACAAGACGCCGGUCUUCCUGAAUGAGGUCCUGGUGAAGAUGCCUUCUGACCCCUCCAGCGACGAGCCAGUCUUUCACAUCUCGCACAUCGACCGCGUCUACACGCUCAGGGCGGACAGCAUCAAUGAGAGGACCGCGUGGGUGCAGAGGAUCAAAGCGGCGUCGGAGCACUUCAUCGACACAGAGAAGAAGAAAAGAGAGAAGGCCUACCAAGCUCGCUCUCUCAAGUCCAGUGGUAUUGGUCGCUUGCUGGUGACGGUCCAGGAGGCCGCCGAGCUCAAGUCCUGCAAACCCAACGGUAAGAGUAACCCCUACUGUGAGCUGACGAUGGGGGCCCAGUGUUACACCUCCAAGUCCCUCAGUGACACGCUGAACCCCAAGUGGAACUUUAACUGCCAGUUCUUCAUCAAGGACCUGUACCAGGACGUGCUCUGCAUCACAGUCUUCGAGAGGGAUCAGUUCUCCCCUGACGAUUUCCUCGGCCGCACCGAGGUUCCCGUGGCGACCAUCAAGAAGGAGCAGGAGAUUAAGGGCCCGGCCAACCGAAGGCUGCUACUGCACGAGGUGCCCACUGGCGAGGUCUGGGUCCGCCUUGACCUCCAGCUGUAUGACCCCGGGACUACCACUCACAAGUGACGACGCUAAUAUUUCACACUGAUCCCGGAUCAGAAUGGCAUGCAUUCGGACUAGCUUUUGAGUCUCUCCAGGUGGCUUCAGUGCAGCAAGGUUAUAUUGUCACAAAAAGAGCCAUCGAUGUUUGGAACGGGAUAUUGUUGUUUUAUUUGUUUGCUAUUCGUGGGGCCUCUCAUAACUUAUGAACCCACUCCUGCAAGGAUGAAAGCCACUCCCACUAAAACAACCCCAACCAAUCAGGACAGAAGGGCUUGGAGCUGGACGCCCAAUCAGAGACUUUCUCGCCCAAUCAGACAACUUGUGUUUUGUUCCUAGAGCCCUGCUGACUCAGGUCCUGCUGGCAGAUGGAAAUCUGCUCCUAAUGUGCGACAGAAUCUGUUCCCGAGUCAGCUGAUUCUACUGAUAGCAUUCUUAUCAGCUUUGACACUAACCUCCAGCGGUGCUAAAGAGGCCCAGCGGUGAUGAAGUGCCUCACAUUACCACAGCGGCUCUGCCAGCUUUGUUUUACUCCCACCAGGCCACUGUUGCUUUCAAUUUCCUGUUUAGCUUUUAUGUGCGCGUCGCCAGCUUAGUAAAUUUCCUUGGGGAAGUUUUAUGUGACUUGCCAAAUGAAAAUAAGAAGAAAAUAGAUGCAGGCUGUUUUAACAUGGUUUAAGGGGCCAAAUUAUCCUAAUUUGAUAGGGCUUUUUAGAGCUAAUGUGAAUUUGCACAGAACAAAAAUAACAUUCUGUCAAUACGCUUUUUUAGCAUUGCUGGAGGACCUGAAUCACAAAACUAGAAUAACGAACAGAUGUAGCUUCAACGUUUAUCCAAUGUGAUGAAAAUAUAUCUUUUCAUUUUAUUUGCAUGUUUUAAAUACAUGAGGUUGCAUCCAUGCAUUUUCCUGUAACUCACACUCACAGCCUCCAAUAGGAUGGAUCACCUCGGCAACACAAGCUAAAUAAAUCCACCUUUCCAAAGUC
Messenger RNA from Alosa sapidissima (American shad), 5514 nucleotides. RefSeq names its product intersectin 2a (gene itsn2a). The transcript is spliced from 33 exons. Gene Ontology annotation, molecular function: protein binding; guanyl-nucleotide exchange factor activity; calcium ion binding. Bases 122 to 4555 code for a protein of 1477 amino acids. Gene Ontology annotation, biological process: positive regulation of Rho protein signal transduction; intracellular signal transduction. NCBI's taxonomy places the organism in Eukaryota, Metazoa, Chordata, Actinopteri, Clupeiformes, Clupeidae. The record is from RefSeq and is a predicted model, not a curated record.